UGACAUCUUCUAGGUAUUGUAAGAACUGUUAAUACUAUCGGGCUGACCGUCAUCAGUAAAACAGAGAAACAAACGAUGCCAUCGUGGUGCAGAUAGAAGUACAUAUGGCCACACAGCUGUAUAUCAAUAUUUUCCAGUGGACACGAUAGCGCUUAGAGCGUGUUAUGUGUGUUCGACUUACGCGCGAUUUGUUGUGAAAUGAAUGCGACGAUUCGAUGCGAUCUUAUGCCGUGAUUGCACUGUUCAAGCGUGCCAUAUCGCGGAUUCUGAGGGACGUGCCCGAGUUAUGAGCACGUUGCCGCUGUCAUCCACGAAACGAAACGAGCCGGAUUUCGUCGAGACGCAAAUGACACGCUUGACUAACUAAAAAUGCGUCUGCCAACGUGGAAUCUCCUGGCGAUACCGUUGUUACUCUUCGGUUUCUUUACUCCUGUGUCAUACAGCUUGGAGGUGAUAUAUGCGAUAAAUGCGGGCGGCGAGUCGCACACAGACAGCUACGGCAUACGCUACGCCAGGGAUCCCUUGAUGGGGAAGGUCGGCACCGCAUCCGACUACGGUAAACAAUUGAUCAUAGGACGUAUCAACAACGUGGACCAAAUCCUCUACCAGACGGAGCGUUAUCAUCACAACACCUUUGGCUAUGAUAUACCAAUCAGUCAGGAUGGGGACUACGUCAUGAUACUCAAGUUUUGCGAGGUCUACUUCAACUCUCCCAAUAUGAAGGUCUUCGAUGUAGUAUUGAAUGGGGACCAUACAGUGGUUACUGAUUUGGAUAUCUUUGAGAGAGUCGGUAGAGGUAUUGCACAUGAUGAAUAUGUCCCAUUCAGAGUACAAGGUGGAAGAUUAAUAUAUAAUGACGAGGAAUCUGAUAUCCUGGCAGGAAAGAUAAGAGUAGAAUUCAUCAAGGGUUAUAGGGAUAAUCCCAAAAUAAAUGCUAUAGCUGUUGUAAAAGGAGCAUUAGGAGAUAUACCGCAGUUAGGGCCGAUACCACAAGAUCCGGAGGAAUAUCACAGUAUGCAGGAAGACGAGGAAGAAACUACCGUGCGUAAUCGACAUACGAGUGGACCCAGAACACCCGAUCCAUACUUGAUAGACGAUUCGUCUAUGAUGUUGCCUCUCUUCAUAGCCGUCGGUGCUUUCAUCCCUGUACUAUUCUGCCUAUGUAAAUUAUAGAUAUUAGAAAACACACACACACGCGCGCGCGUACACAUACACAUGCAUAGAAAUGCCUUGUACUUAAUGACAACUGUGUUCCCAAUUAUUUAGACUCAUUCAAUUCGUGAGAGGGCAUCUAGACAUGUACAUAGCUCAUCAAUAAUUUAUGCUUUACAGUUGCGUCAUGUCAGACUUGUAGUUAAAAUAUUUAUUGUUAAUUUAUAAUUUUCUAGAUAUGUAUAGGAUGCCUCUGACUUGCCGUACUUUCACUUACUUAUUACUCAGAUUUUCUGAGCACCUUAGCUGUUUACUAGAUAUCCUUAACGAUUAUUUUAAAUGCGUUUUGUUGAAGAUUAAUCGAAAAUUUUAUAUUUAUACAUAUUGAGACAUGAAAACAAACGAUAAGAAUCCUUUCCAUUCUUAUAAUAAUUUCUUUACUCAUUUCCCAAAAUUAAUAAGAGUGCAAAGAAUUUGAAGUGCCCGAUGUGAAAUGUUUCAGCUCUGCGGUUUUAAUUUCGCGAUUUAAUUUUUAAGUUUUUAGAGUUUUCCUUUUGUUUUUAUUUGGCUUAUUUUUUUAUUUUGUAAGGAAAAUCUCGGCGGGUGUCAAAUUAAAUGAUUCGAUGUGACUUCGUAAUGUGUUAAACUUUCAGUUUACUUAUUACUUUUAAAAUCGAUUCAACGUCCCGAGGAUGUUACAGCUAAAUGCAUAAUAGGAUUUGUCGCUCGAUCGCAAUAACAAUAUUUCCAAGUUUAAGUUCCGUAGAGGAUUAAUCUCUAUCAUUGGAAUAUUAAGAUCAGCAGUUCUGAGACAAUUUGCAUAUUUAUUCUGUAAUAGAAUAUUAUGUCAGUAUGUUAAAGCUCACGGAAUUCUUAAGAAGACGUUGCGUCUUGCGACGGCUUGCGACUGCUGGAACACAUUUACAAUUUGUUGUAUGUUGUAUUUUUCAAACAUCGCGUUUUUUUAUAAUUCAUUAUAAAUCGUGAAACAUUUUAUACACAUUUCCUUCAUCCCUUCUCUUUCUCUCUAUUUCUCCCUUCCUCACACGGAUUCAAUCCCAAAGAGUUUAGAUACGCCGACAGGAUACACGGAUUAUAUGCGAUUUUAAUAUGAACUCUCUAGCAUAUAGAAUCGUUGCCGAAAUUCUCAGGAUUAAUCGUGGGCGACAGUCUCGUAGUCCAUUACGUACCAAAGUAACAUCAAUUUUUUGCACAUCGAAAUAAAGAAAACUGUUACUGAAACAA
Messenger RNA from Harpegnathos saltator (Jerdon's jumping ant), 2397 nucleotides. Its product is annotated as malectin-B. Gene Ontology annotation, molecular function: carbohydrate binding. Gene Ontology annotation, cellular component: membrane. The transcript has 4 exons. The record is from RefSeq and is a predicted model, not a curated record. The coding region runs from base 370 to 1173 and encodes 267 amino acids. NCBI's taxonomy places the organism in Eukaryota, Metazoa, Arthropoda, Insecta, Hymenoptera, Formicidae.